GGCGGCUUCCAACAGAAAAAUAAAAUACAGUAAUCUAUUAAACAUUUAAAGCCUCCCUAAACAGGGCUGCAUUCAGAUGUCUUCUAAAAGUCUGGUAGUUGUUUUUCUCUUUGACAUCUGACCGGAGAGCGUUCCACAGGGCGGGCGCCACUACCGAGAAGGCCCUCUGCCUGGUUCCCUGCAACUUGGCUUCUCACAACGAGGGAACCGCCAGAAGGCCCUUGGUGCUGGACCUCAGUGUCCGGGCAGAAUGAUGGAGGUGGAGACGCUCCUUCAGGUAUACUGGACCAAGGCCAUUUAGGGUUUUAAAGGUCAACACCAACACUUUGAAUUGCGCUCGGAAACGUAUUGGGAGCCACGUACUGGAACAUUAGCUGAGUAAUGAUUAGAUCAGCAGAAUCACUGCUUGAAUUUCACAGGACCAGAGAGGGAUGAUUUGCUCAUGGUUGACCAUCAUGGCAACUGUUUUUAGGAGGCUUUGGGUGGGGAUGAUUGGUUAAAACUGGAGAAUUCUGCAUGGGGACUGGGGAUUUCCCUAAAGGCCUCUCUACCUUCUUUGCCAUGUGUUGCUAAAAGGCUACUUUAAGAGUUAUAAUAGCUUACCUGUUGAUAUUAUCAUACAGUUGGAAGAGAACUCCAGAGGUCUUCUUGUCCAACUCCUUGCCAUUGCACAAAGUCUCCUGCAUUGGCCUGAGGUUGAACUAGAUGACCUGUCCAGUUAUCUUCCAAAUCUGUGAUGCUACGAGCAGGUCAGAAACUAAAAAAUAAUACUCCACUUUGAUGACUUCUGAUUUUGACACAGCGGUGGUGUCAUUUUCUAGGAGUGUGGAGUUUUGAAACCUUUUUUUGUCAUGGCCAAAUAUUUGGAUAAACAGUGAAACCUGGUGCUUAAAUGGCAACUUUCUGCUCUCACCAGAACAAAGCAGAAAAUUCACUAUCGUCUAGUGAAAUCCUCAGGCACCUGGUUGAAAUUCCCCUUCCCACUCACCCUGUACGUACAAGACUGAAGCAAGCAGCCCUGUAAAGACCGAAAUCAUUCAGCAUGCCCCUAAAACAGAACUUCUCUCCUUUUGCUGACCUAUAUUUGCCAGGCAGCCUUACACACCUUUUAAAAGAGGACAUUCCAGAUUCUUUCUCUCUGCUUUGCGACAGCUGACGCUUUUUGUCAAGUGGCCAAUUUUUCAGUACGCAACUUCAGGGAAGUCGACAACAGGCUGCAUCUGUGUGCUACGUUCUGUUCCUUACACUUUCUCGUCUUUGUUUAACUAGCUAGGCAAGGUGAGUUUGGCUCAUCUGGGGGUGGAAUUCUUCCUGCAAUGGUGGUUUUUCAUUACACAACAGUUGCUUUAAAGCCACCAUGUCAACAGAUCUGCUGAGUGGCAUCGCCUCUUUAAUUUGGGAGGCGGGGAAGGCAGAGGUGUAGGAGGAGAAACUGACUUCACAGCUGCAACAGAAAACCGUGUGUUAUGUGCAUCCUUACUGUUCCUGUUUCUCGACUAUAUAUUGGCCUCUUCUACGCUUCCAAGGAGGCUGGUGUAAGUGGAGCUCAGCUUUCUUGGUCCCUGGAAGCAGAAGCAAAAUGCCACGUGGGGAAUACAAAUUAGAGUACAAGAAAGAUUCCUCGGGGGACGGCGUGAGCACCAUUUGCAACACCACACUACCAUCUCAGCUUUCUGACUCUACAGAUGAAUUUACCACCUACUUUGAUCAGAAAAUACCUGUACCUGAAGAUGAAAAGCAUCCAUUGUUCAGUUUUCGAAAACUCUGGGCCUUCACUGGGCCAGGGUUUCUCAUGAGCAUAGCCUACUUGGAUCCAGGCAACAUAGAAUCGGAUCUGCAGUCUGGCGCCAUUGCGGGCUUUAAGCUGCUCUGGGUUCUCUUGCUAGCCACGAUCAUUGGCCUGCUCUUGCAGCGACUGGCAGCGAGGCUAGGAGUGGUAACAGGACUUCAUCUGGCAGAAGUAUGCAACCGGCAAUAUCCCAAGGUCCCUCGGAUUAUCUUGUGGUUGAUGGUGGAGCUUGCCAUUGUUGGCUCAGAUAUGCAAGAAGUCAUUGGCUCAGCCAUCGCCAUUCACCUCCUGUCCGUUGGGAUAAUCCCUUUGUGGGGCGGAGUUCUCAUCACAAUUGCUGACACCUUUAUGUUUCUCUUCCUGGACAAGUACGGCUUGAGGAAACUGGAAGCUUUUUUCGGGUUCCUGAUUACCAUUAUGGCCAUUACAUUUGGAUAUGAGUAUUUUAGGGUGGGGCCAAACCAGGGCCAGUUGCUGAAAGGGAUGUUCAUGCCGUACUGUGAAGGCUGUGGCGUUCCUCAGCUAGAGCAAGCCGUUGGGAUCGUGGGUGCUGUCAUCAUGCCGCACAACAUGUACUUGCAUUCUGCGCUGGUCAAGUCUCGACAGGUGAAUCGGGCCAACAAGAAGGAGGUCAGUGAGGCCAACAAAUAUUUCUUCAUAGAAUCCUGCAUUGCCCUCUUCAUCUCCUUCAUUAUAAACGUCUUCGUCGUUUCGGUCUUUGCCCAAGCCUUCUUCGGAAAGACAAACAAAGACUUGCAAGAGAUGUGUGCAAAUAAAACCUUUGCUCCACCUUCGUUGUUUCAAUCAAAUGGGACCCUGGAUGUCGAUAUCUAUAAAGGGGGUGUUGUUCUGGGUUGUUCCUUUGGCCCCGCUGCUCUCUACAUCUGGGCUAUCGGGAUUCUCGCUGCAGGUCAGAGUUCGACAAUGACAGGAACAUACUCUGGACAAUUUGUCAUGGAGGGGUUCCUCAAUCUGAAGUGGUCUCGCUUUGCUCGAGUGGUUUUGACUCGCUCCAUUGCCAUCACGCCCACCCUCCUGGUUGCCAUAUUCCAAGAUGUGGAACGCCUGACUGGCAUGAAUGAUUUCCUCAACGUUCUUAUGAGCCUGCAGCUUCCUUUUGCAUUAAUUCCAGUCCUCACGUUCACCAGUUUGCGUCCUGUGAUGAAUGACUUCGCCAAUGGCCUGGGCUGGAAGAUCGCUGGGGGAAUUCUCAUUCUUAUCAUCUGCGCCAUCAACAUGUACUUUGUGGUGUCGUAUGUAGCUGGCCUGGGACAAACCAUCUAUUAUGUGAUUGCUUCUCUCCUCAGCAUUGUCUACCUAGCCUUUGUGGCAUAUUUGACUUGGCUGUGCCUAAUAGCUCUGGGAGCCUCCUUCCUGGCCUGUGGUCGCACGUAUCACCUGGGACUCACUGGUCAUCCAGAACUCUUCCUCCUCAACAAUGUUGAUGCCGACCAAGCCUCGAUUAGAUGAAUCCCCUCCGAACUAGUAAGGAUGUGACUUUAAAGGCGAAGAACACAGAGCCCUCCUAUGCUGCCCUAAGCCAAGUUUUGAUUGGUUCGGAUGUGUUACUGCAAACAUCCAAGAAUUUGCAACUUCAAAAGAGAGAGAGAGAGGACCACAAGGGAAAAGGAAUUAUGCUAUUAAGGAUCGUCUGGUACACUGGAAAAUAGACUUCUUUAGAAGCUGUGCCUAAGGUCACCUAGAAAAGUUACAAAAAAGACUGCAGAGAGCUUGGGUUAAAUCAUUGCGAAGCUGAGAUUGUAUGUAAUAGUGAUGGACAGGCACAUAUCUUGAAAUGUGGGUUGCCACCAAACAUCUUCAAAAUACUGGAGGUGUGGGUACUAAAAUUUGAAAAGCAGUUAGUGGGAGGAGGGUACUAAACUCUUCAUUCAACCACUGGCCUAGUAAGAUCUUACUGCUGGCCUCAAAUUGGGAGAAAUGUGCCAAACUUGUUUAUUUGGAGGCAGGGUCUAGCAAUAGCAGACAGAGAGUUCCAUAGCCCUGUCCUGUCUGUCAUUUUCACUUUUGAAAGCCCUUACUUGCUUUACAGGUAUUUGACAGUGGCCCAUACUUGAAACAUAUACCGUAACUACAGUGAAGGUACUGGUAAUUUGAUUUCCACUUGAUGCAGAUCACUGUCUUUCCUAAGGGAGAAAUGAUCACACACCCCUCAAUUUCUGGAAAACUGACAAGUGUCUUUUCUGAAAGUUGAGAAAUAUCCUUCUUGGCAUUUUACCCUCCAUACUAUCCUGUUACCAAGGAGUCCAAAUGAAAUCUAGCAGGUUCACUAUUCCAGAUGGAGAAUUUGGGUUUUUGUUUGACACAGAGUACAACCAGCCUGGCUAUCCCCAUGGUCCUUCUUGCGAUCGGAUUAGGAAACUAACACACAGUGGUGCCUCGCUAGACGAAUGCCCUGUAAGACUAAUUUUUCGCUUAACGAAGAGAUUUUCCGAGCGGAGGUUGCCUCGCAAAACGGAUUCGUUUUGUGAAAAAUUCGUCUAGCGAAUCACGGUUUCCCAUAGGAAUGCAUUGAAAUUCAAUUAAUGCGUUCCUGUGGGCAAAAAAAAAAUCAAUGCAUUCCUAUGGGAUUCGCUAGACGGAUUUUUUGCAAAACGAAUUGACUCACAUAACAAAUUAAAUUCAUCUAGUGAGGCACCACUGUACAGUGGUGUGAGUUCGUUUCAUUUUGCGAAAAAUUCGUCUAGCAAAUCCCAUAGGAACGCAUUAAUUGAAUUUCAAUGCAUUCCUAUGGGAAACCGCGAUUCGCUAGACGAAUUUUUCACAAAACGAAUUCAUCUUGCGAGGCAACCUCCGCUCGUAAAAUCUCUUUGUUAAGCGAAAAAUUCGUCUUACAGGGCAUUCGUCUGGCGAGGCACCACUGUAAUUGAAUUUUCCUUGUGGCUCGGGAAAAUUGUUCUAUGUGCAGAGCUGCGAUUGCAAGACUUAAGUCCAUGAGAUUCAAGUAUAACAGCUUUCUUUUCUUUUUUCAUUUUCGAGAAGCAAAAGAACUCUAGCCUGCAACUCCUCCUCCUUCUGCCUGACCCUAUGAAUAUUUUUACAUAUUUUUACAGCACCAUCAUCGUACAGGGUGCCAUACAGCGUAACAAGAGAUCCUUUCUUUCCUUUUGACUACUGCUCAAUUUGGUACAGAGUUGUUAGGAUGAGACGGCUGGCAAAAUCUCACAUCAUCUGACUGGUUUAACUCACACUGCACAUACUUUUAGCUUAAUAUGUCACGUCUGGUUUAUUAGGUAAAUCUUGAAAUUAACAGUUUCAUAAAGAGUUGCAGCUUGUGUCAUUUACUCUGCUGCUGGUAAGUGUGUGUUUUUAAUUUACAGCAAAUUAAGGGUCGUUUCCCCCCCUGUAUUAGUGUGACAUUUUACCCGGUUAAUUUAACAGCACAUUCAUUCGCAGCUUACAUUGUAAUCCAAAGCCAAUAUAGAAGUGAUGCAAAUUUAGUUCAGGCCUUGCAGUGCUCUGUCAAGGUUUCAGGCAAUCCUCGAUAUUUGAGUAGAGUUGUUCAUUGUAUGAACAGAAGAUGGUACCUACCUGUUGCUUAAGUUUUAUCCCUGAAGUUUUCCCCAAGUUUCUAGCCCUUGUGCUCACAGAAACAGACACAUAUGCAGUAUCUGCAGAAAAUGCCAGUAUUUAAUCAAGUUUGAAGCUGUUCUGAAUUCUCUGCAUAAUCAACUUGCUAGUAAGCCGCAUUCAACUCAGUGGGACUUGAUUUUGAGUAAGGAUGCGUAGAAUCAGGUGUUGCUUUGCUUCCUACCUUAAAUUGGAUGGUGUGUGUGCAUCAAAAACAUGCCACACUCACACACACAAACAAACUUGAGCACAAGAAGAGUGUCCCACUGAACUUGGCCAAAAUAGAUAUGUUUGAACCAAACAUGGUGAGAAGGCUUCUGUUCUAAAAAUGUCACAUGUUAUCUUCCACUCAGGAUGCACUAAAUAUCUGCAGUUGUGUUACAAGACAAGGCCAGUUUCUGCUGAAUGGUAUAUAUGCAAUCUGUGCUCUGUUACAAAACCCAUUCAGGUUUCAAGGCAAGCCCUGCUGGAUCAGGUCAAAGGGCCAUCUAGUUCAGCAUCCUCAGCCAGAUGCCUAUGGGAAGCACAAGUAGAACUUGAGUACAACAGUACUCUCACAACUUGUGAUUCCUAAGUAAGAGGAAUUCAGAAGUAUAUUUGGUAUUCUUGUUUUAUAUUUGGCACUAAUUUAUAUUAAAUGUACUGAUCAUUAUUUGUUUCAACAGAGGUCCGGGUUUUCAAGUAAAUAUGUCAACUAUA
This is a messenger RNA of Zootoca vivipara (common lizard), 6076 nucleotides long. It is a transcript of the gene SLC11A2, whose product is annotated as solute carrier family 11 member 2. Gene Ontology annotation, molecular function: lead ion transmembrane transporter activity; nickel cation transmembrane transporter activity; manganese ion transmembrane transporter activity. Gene Ontology annotation, cellular component: lysosomal membrane; plasma membrane; endosome membrane. NCBI's taxonomy places the organism in Eukaryota, Metazoa, Chordata, Lepidosauria, Squamata, Lacertidae. The record is from RefSeq and is a predicted model, not a curated record. Gene Ontology annotation, biological process: iron ion transmembrane transport; manganese ion transport.